UUGAUUCAGAAUGGUACUAAAAGAUGGCGCUACGAUAAUGGCGGUAGUACACAUGAAAUGGGCAAGUGCUAUGUGUAGUGAACGUCAAUUUUAAUAAAGUGACUUUUAGUUGAGUAAUCUUAUAAUUGUAUAGCCAUGAAAUUAUUGAAACCAAAUUGGGUGUCUCACGAUGAUUUGCCCAUAUUUUCUAUUGAUAUUCAUCCUGAUGGUUCAAGAUUUGCAACUGGUGGUCAAGGGGAAGACUCAGGGAGAAUUGUUAUUUGGAACAUGGCACCAGUCGUUAGUGAGAAGAUAGAGAAUGAUGAAAAUAUACCAAAAAUGCUGUGUCAGAUGGACAAUCAUUUAGCUUGUGUGAAUUGUGUACGGUGGAGCUUUUCUGGCAGGUUUCUUGCUUCUGGUGGAGAUGACAAACUGGUUAUGAUCUGGAAAAUAAGUAAAUAUGCAUCAGCAGGUGGAAACACCGUGUUUGGUAGUGGGAAGGUUAAUGUUGAAACAUGGCGCUGUGCUACAACAUUGAGGGGUCAUAAUGGAGACGUUCUUGAUAUGGCUUGGUCACCUCAUGAUGCCUGGUUAGCUACUUGUUCAGUCGACAACACUGUAAUAGUUUGGAAUGCUUUGAAAAUGCCAGAAAUGGUUGCGGUUUUGAAAGGUCAUUCAGGUCUAGUGAAAGGGGUGGCAUGGGAUCCUGUGGGAAAAUAUGUAGCAUCACAGUCUGAUGACAAGACACUCAGGAUAUGGCGGACAGCAGACUGGCAGCAAGAUGCUGUCAUAAGUGAGCCAUUUGAGGAGUGUGGCGGGACAACUCACGUCCUUCGAUUGAGUUGGUCUCCAGAUGGUCAGUAUCUUGUUUCUGCACAUGCUAUGAAUGGAGGUGGUCCUACAGCCCAAAUUGUAGAGCGUGAAGGGUGGCGUCAAGACAAAGAUUUUGUAGGUCACCGCAAAGCUGUCACGUGUGUGCGUUUCAACUCUAACAUUCUCCAGAAAUCGUACAAAUCAUGGUGCAAGCCACAGCAGUAUUGCUGUUGUGCAAUCGGUUCUCGCGACCGAUCUUUAUCUGUCUGGCUUACAGCUCUGAAGCGUCCCCUCGUAGUCAUCCAUGAACUGUUCAGCAACUCUGUGCUUGACUUGUCAUGGUCUGGUUCUGGCCUUCAACUUAUGGCAUGUUCAUGGGAUGGAUCUGUGGCUUUUGUUGAGUUCUCAGAGGAAGAAUUAGGCAAACCACUCACCUUGGAUGAAAAGAGUACAUUACAUGAGCGGAUGUAUGGGAAAUUCCUGUCACCAUCUGCUCGCCAGACUUGUGUGGUGGAGACUCCUGAGUUGCUUGAAGUUCGAGAGAAACAAGCUGAAAUGAAGGAUCCAGUAGUACCAGCAAACCAAACUGAACCUGCCACUGAGCAGCCAGUUACACAACGAACACCAAUGAAGGGACCAAUCAACAAACAAAUAGAAACUCGAACAUCAGAUGGCAAGCGACGCAUAACACCCAUGUUCAUUCCACCAGCACCAGAUUCUGGAGAUGUACCUCAGCCAUUUGGGGCAAGUGGUUCACAGCAACCUACAUUUAGUAGUUCUUCAGAGACAAAGAGUCGCAUUGUCAUUGAAAAGAGAGAUGAUAUUGUGACACCGAAUGUAAGUGGCGGUAGCAACAGCAGACCUUGUGAUACAACAUCUGCUGUAUCCGCUACACCUGUUGUAAACAGUACAUCCUGUCCACCAACAUUAAAUAAUCAAGUUUUAGGUCAAAGGAUAACCCCAAACAUCUCUGAUGGGAGAUUAGAAGUGCAAAAGGUGAGUCGUAGUGUGCCACCUUCAGUAACUACCAAACGCCGAAUAGACACUGCUGUCAGUGUUGGAACCAAGUUACCUGUAGUGAAACGUUCCAGACCACCAGUGACAUCAGGUUCUGAUAAACAGCUACAACCAACUAGCUUGCCGCAAUCCUCCGGUGAUGAAGGUUUAUCAGGAGUAGGAGACGUUGAUUCAGGGCCAGGGCUGAAGUUGCCUCCCCUGAGACUCCAGAAUGGUAAAGGACUUGUAGUUCGUAUCAGUGGCGGAAAUGGAUUGGUCAAAAGUAGACGUUUAGAAGUUGAAAAUCGGGCAUGUGGUAGUUCAUUUGGCCCACUUACAAAGGUUAGAGUAUUUUCUGAUGGCUGCAGCUCAGGGGACAUGCCCCAGUGGGAAGCUGUUCUGGGCUACCCAGUCAGCGGUUCUGUGGCUAAUAGUCAGCUUGUGGUCAUUGCUUGUGAAGAUGCUACACUUCACCUACUUCAGACUGACACAGGUCAGCGACCUCUUCCACCACUGGUUUUGUCAUCCCCAGCUUCAAGAUUGGCCCUUAAUGCUUCACAACAAGUAAUGGCUGUCACAUGUCGUGGUAAUCUUUCUGUAUGGGACGUAUUAAAGGGCAAGGCUUUGGUCCGAAAUGAGAGUUUGCUGCCAAUCAUGCAGGCUGAGCCAGGUUCUGUAGUGACUAUACUCAGUUGCUCCCUUACAGAAGAAGGCCACCCUCUUGUUUCUCUGUCCACAGGGAAAGCAUACAUGUUUUCAGCAGAACUUUCCAGCUGGUUGGUGUUGGCAAACAGCAGUGAUCCAGUACAGCGUUCCUCAGCUCAUCGUGCCUUUGUUUCUACACUUUCUGCCAGUCAGAACACAGGAGGGUUACCAUUAGCAUGCCUGCAAUCUCAUAUAAUCAGUGGUGUGAGUUUACUGGGACAGGGAUCCUCAGCCAAUGCUCUGUGCACAGUCACUUUCAUGGAGCAGCAGCUCGCUGCGUGUCGUGCUCUGAACUCAAAGCAAGAGUUUCACAGUUGGCUUCUGGCACUUGCACGCUUUCUUACUCAAGAAGGCUUGGAGACCCGAUUGCGAUUAAUCUGUGAUGACCUCUUGGGGCCAACUCAUAGCCAUGCAAAACAUAGCAAGUCAUGGGAUACUUCUGUGAUGGGUUUCUCAAAGCAUGCACUUUUGCGGGAGAUUCUGCCUUUGAUUGGCUCCAAUUUGCAUCUUCAAAGGAUUUACACUGAAUACAGUGAUCAGUUGGCCAUGCUGUCAGAAGAAAAGUAGCUGGUGAAUGUGAACAGUAGUGCAUCAGAAAGUGUUAUUCAAAUAUUGUGAUUUAGCUCAGCGAUGUGUUACUUUUUGCACUAAGUGAUAAAACUAUUACUAGGUAAGUAACACAGUAAUUGAUUAAAGUGGCGAUCCUACAGAGAUGUUAAAUAAUUAUGAAAUUCAGUUUGGAGCUGUAGUGGAGUAUUUGAAUCAUCGACAUUUGAUGUUCUCGCAGCAGUGAGUUUGAAGAUGUCCAUCU
Messenger RNA from Zootermopsis nevadensis, 3304 nucleotides. The record is from RefSeq and is a predicted model, not a curated record. NCBI's taxonomy places the organism in Eukaryota, Metazoa, Arthropoda, Insecta, Blattodea, Termopsidae.